ACAUCGGAAUUGGGAGUGGAUUUGAGAGCUUCGAUGGCGCCAUCGAUGGGUUGAAGGAUGUGUCCAUGUUUCCAAACCUGUUCAACGCCCUCCAGCAAGGAAAGUACGCCGAUGGGGAAACAUUCCAACCAUGGUCCGAAGAAGAACUCAAUAAGCUUGCAGGAGUAAACUUUCUGCGCGUGUUCGACGAAGUAGAGCUGGUGAAGCGGCAACUCUCGCACGAGCAACCGUUCGAAGACGAUGGCUCGGAAGAUGCGUUAGAUUGAAAUAAAAUUGUUUAUAGUCGAUCCGUGUAAUCAGUGAUGAUGGUGUGACGUUAUCAUUUCGAUUGGUAAUAAAAGCACCUGGCAUCAGUAUCUUUGCGCCAGCUGUGUGCUAUCUAAUCCGCCCCAGUCGUCAGAAGCACAUUCACUUCAGUAGGUCGUUAGCGUCGGUGAGGUAAGGAUCCUUUUUCGGGAUGAUUUUUCAAACAAUUUUAAGCAACAAAAAGCUGCUCACCGCCUGCGUGAUUGCGGUAGUGAUAACGAUCUGCGCCAUCGUCGUACCGAUCGCUGUCGUCAACUCGUACGAUGAAGCACCGAAGCCAAGCAAGUUCUCCGGCCGAGAAGUGCUCGAUGAAGUGCCACUAAUAGAUGGCCAUAACGAUCUGCCCUUCAGCAUAUACCUGGUGGAGAAGAAUUUAAUCAAUCACUUCAACCUCGACUCCAAUCUUAAGCAGCACCCCGUAUGGGCCAAUGUCAACACCAGCCACACAGACCUGCCCCGUUUGCGGCAGGGCAAACUGGGCGCCCAGUUCUGGGUGGCCUACAUCCGCUGUGCCGACACGCAGUACAAGGAUGCGGUCGCACGCACGCUGGAACAGAUCGACGUCACCAAACGCAUCAUCCGGAAGUACCCGAACGAUCUGAAGUAUGCCGACUCCGCGGACGGUAUUAUGGAGGCGUAUCGGGAGAAAAAGCUUGCCUCACUGAUCGCCGUGGAGGGUGGCCAUUCGAUCGAUUCCCGGCUGGCGGUGUUGCGGCUGUUCUACGAGCUCGGUGUACGCUACCUGACCCUAACGCACUCCUGCAACACUCCGUGGGCCGAUGCAUCGCCGGUGGAUGACCAGGUACCGGCCCCCUCCCUGAACAACCUUUCCGCCUGGGGCCGGCAUGUGAUCUGGGAGAUGAACCGGCUCGGCAUGAUGAUCGACAUCUCGCACGUCAGCUACGGGGUGAUGCGGGACGUGCUGGCGCACAGCCGGGCACCCGUUAUCUUCAGCCACUCGUCGGCCCAUGCCGUGUUCGAGCAUCAUCGCAACGUGCAGGACGAUGUGUUGCGAGAGCUGGCCCGCAAGCGGGGCAUUGUCAUGGUCAACUUCUAUCCGCUGUUCGUCGGGGGAAAUACCAUCGAUGACGUUAUCAAGCAUCUGAACCACAUCCGCAGCAUUACCGGUGUCGAUCACAUCGGGCUCGGUGGGGACUACAACGGGGUGGCCGUUACACCGGAAGGGUUGGAAGAUGUUUCGAAGUAUCCCGAUCUGUUCGAUAUGCUUGCGGACGGUGUGCUGCGCACGGGGGAAACGUUUGAGCCGUGGACGCGUGAAGAUCUGCAGAAGUUGGCCGGAUUGAAUCUGCUGCGUGUGUUCCGCGAGGUCGAACGCAUCCGGGACAGUUUGGUGGAAGAGGACCCGUUCGAGGAUCUUAUUCCGUACGAAGAGUUCGUGAGAGCGAAUGUAGCAGAUCAGCCCUGCCUGACGGAUAUGGAGAUGCACAAGAGCUAGGUUUCUGAUAAUUACGUCAGUAUAAUUACGUAUAAAUAAAGUAAAGACGUCAAGAAGGUUAACAAAACA
Molecule: messenger RNA, 1831 nt
Organism: Anopheles gambiae (African malaria mosquito)
Lineage: Eukaryota; Metazoa; Arthropoda; Insecta; Diptera; Culicidae
Product: dipeptidase 1
Exons: 4
Coding region: 458-1762 (434 amino acids)
Biological process (GO): proteolysis
Molecular function (GO): metallodipeptidase activity
Source: RefSeq, a predicted model, not a curated record